AUGCCGAAUGGAACGAUUUUAACGGAGAAGGAGCGUGAUAAAAUCGAUGUUUUGAAGGAGGAAGGAUUUUCUCUCCGCGAGAUAGCGCGUAGAAUUGAAAGGAGCAGAGAUGCCGUGACAAACUAUAUCCGGUUGGGUGCUCAGUACGCCACAAAGAAGCGUCCCGGACGACGUCCUCGCUUAACAGAUAGGGAUAAACAACAUAUCAAGCGCCUCGCUGUUGAGUCUAAACUUUCAUCAGCAAAAAUAAAAGCUGAAAUGAAUAUUACAGUAACCAGUCGUCGUAUCCGUCAAGUUCCAAGCUCCGACGCGAACCUUUCGUACAGGAAAUCCGUACCUGUACCGCGACUACUUCCUCGGCAUAAGAAGGCACGACUGAAUUUCGCCGAGAAAUUCCAAUUCGGCGAUAAAGAGUAG
Messenger RNA from Toxorhynchites rutilus septentrionalis, 417 nucleotides. RefSeq lists its product as uncharacterized. Lineage: Eukaryota; Metazoa; Arthropoda; Insecta; Diptera; Culicidae. The transcript has a single exon. The coding region runs from base 1 to 417 and encodes 138 amino acids. Gene Ontology annotation, molecular function: DNA binding. The record is from RefSeq and is a predicted model, not a curated record.